Molecule: messenger RNA, 1627 nt
Organism: Nicotiana tabacum (common tobacco)
Lineage: Eukaryota; Viridiplantae; Streptophyta; Magnoliopsida; Solanales; Solanaceae
Source: RefSeq, a predicted model, not a curated record
UUCUUGCAUUCUAUCCCAAGUCGUUUUUGUGGCAUUCAACUACAUUGCAAUGGCGAAGCUUAAAGUUGUUAACAUUGUUUUCUUUCUUUUAUUGGGUAUAGGAAUAUGUUCAGCUGCUAGAACACUCCUCACUUAUGAUCAUGUAGGUGUUGGGGGUGAGGUAGGCGCUUAUGGUGCAGGCCAUGGCAUUGGUGGUGGCGCUGGUGGUGGUGUUGCUGGUGGAGGCUAUGCAGGUGGCGGUGGAGGAGGUUCCGGUGGAGGUGGUGGAUAUGGAGNUCACUUCGAAUAUCGAAUGAUUGAACAAAUAAUGUAUCAUGCAUCAAUUGAUUUAGUUUUGGGAGGAAUUCAGGAAACUGAUUCGGGCUUCCAAGUUCCAACUACGAGAUAUAUCAAAAAUAAAGAAUUAAGAAAUAUUUAUACUGUAUACUUAACGAAUAUGGGAGACAGCACAAGCACACUAGCUGCCUCCGAUUCUUGCAUUCUAUCCCAAGUCGAUUUUGUAGCAUUCAACUACAUUGCAAUGGCGAAGCUUAAAGUUGUUAACAUUGUUUUCUUUCUGUUGUUGGGUAUAGGAAUAUGUUCAGCUGCUAGAACACUCCUCACUUAUGAUCAUGUAGGUGUUGGGGGUGAGGUAGGCGCCUAUGGUGCAGGCCAUGGCAUUGGUGGUGGUGUUGCUGCUGGAGGCUAUGCUGGUGGUGGUGGAGGAGGUUCCGGUGGAGGUGGUGGAUAUGGAGCUGCAGGUGACCAUGGUUAUGCCAGCGGAGGUGGCAGUGGAGGCGGAGCCGGUGGUGGUUCUGGCUAUGCAGCUGGAGGAGAGCAUGGUGCUGGAUAUGCUGGAGGAGGUGGUGGUGGAAGCGGGGCAGGAGGUGGCUAUGCUGGUGGAGGACACGAUGCUGGACAUGCAAGUGGUGGUGGUGAAGGUGGUGGUAGCGGAUAUGGUGCUGGAGGAGCACCUGGUGGUGGUUAUGGUGCUGGAGGUGGUGGAGGCAGUGGUGGCGGCGGAGCAGCUGCAGGUGGAGCACAUGGUGGUGGAUAUGCUGAAGGCGCAGGAGGAGGCAGUGGUGGCGGCUAUGGUGCUGGUGGGGCACCAGGAGGUGGAUAUGGUGGUGGAGGUGGGCAUGCAGGUGGUGGCGGUGGUGCUUAUGCUGGAGGAGCAGCAGCUGGUGGAUACGGUAGUGGAGGAGGAGCCGGUGGUGGUGCAGGAGGAGCAUAUGGAGGCGGUGGUGGCGGUAGUGGUGCCGGUGGAGGUGGAGCCUACGCUGGAGGAGGUGAGCAUGCUGGUGGAUAUGGAGGAGGUGCUGGAGGUGGUGAAGGUGGUGGACACGGUGGUGGCUACGCCCCUUGAUUGCUCAUUCUAAUUACCAUUUGAAAUCUAAAAAUUUCCCUCUUCUUACCUACACUACUAAAAAUAAUGUAAUCAAAUUGUGGUGGGAAGAUGAUACAUCGUGAAGGCAAAAGAAUUGCAGCAAAGAAAUGCUGCACCUUAAGUGUAUUAUCGUUUCCUUUAAUAGCAAAAUUAAGGUAUGAUGCUUGCAUUUAAGUACUAGUAUUAAUUAAAGUGGUCAGCAAAUUUCUGUACUCUAUAAGUUGCAUGCAUGCAAUAAUAAGCAAUAGUGGUUUGGGCAGA